GUCUGUGACGCUGUCUGGGCCGUAGAUCUGUCUGCUCCAGGUCUGCGUGUUUUUUCGGUUUUUUCUGUUGGGCUGAUUUCACUGGUGGGCGCUAUUUUGAGAACAUCAUCCAGCUGCGCUGCUGCUGCCGUCAUACUCUCUGCUUUUAUGUAACUUAAUCCCCCCUCAAAUACUGCUGAUUUUCCUGCCUGUUUACAUCAAGAAAGAAGCUUCUGAAACGAAGGACAGUGUCUCGAUGGAGGGAGAUGAUGGCGACUUCCUCCCUGAUUCAUCAGAGCACUCUCAGUCCCAGCGAGGAAGUGUGGCUUCUUCAGUCACCAGAGCUCAGGAUUUGUUGGUGUACUUGGCGAGCGACAGUGCAGUGCACUUGACUUUGGAGGGUCUCGGCUGUAUGAAUGCACAGGAGCUCGGCCGCAAUGUCCGAGAAGCCCUCAACAUUCCUAGCACUGCCGUAGAUGUGUUCGCUUUCUGGUUCUGCUCUCCUUUGCUUGACCUGCAGUUGAAGCCGAAACAUUUGCCCUACAAGCUGUGUCGUCAGUGGCAGGACCUGCUGUAUCGCUUUACCGACGCCCCCCAAGAAGACAUUUCUCAAGAUGAGCCAUGUCUUCUGUACAAAAGAAAUGUUUUUUAUCCCAAGUCAAAAGAACUUCAGAUUGAAGAUGAAAGAGUUUUGAGGCUACUUUAUGAAGAGGCCAAGAUGAAUAUCUUAGAGGGUCGUUACCCCUGUGACCCAGAACACUGGCUGAGAUUGGGAGCUUUGUCCUGUGCCAUUGAGCUGGGGACUGGACUUGAUGACCAGGCUCUAACAGUGGCUAUCAGGGAGAAGAAGCUGUCAUCAUUCCUACCGGCCCACGCUGCAUUAGGAGGAGGAGGUUUUCUGUCCACACUGAGGGGGAGAGGCGGGAGGAAUGCAGAGAUGGAGCAAAAUCUUAUAAAGGAGUAUCAUUCAGUCUGCUCCUCUGCUGCCACUGGCUCUAGUCUGGAGCACAUUGCUCUGCUGCACCAAUACCUCAGGAGCUGCCACACCCUGCCUUACUACGGAUGUGCUUUUUUCCUGGGUGAGAUAGACAAGCCAGCCCAGGGUCUUCUUCACAGAGGUGGCCGUAAGGCAGUGAGUGUGGGCAUCAGUCUGGAAGGAGUGUAUGUCAUGGAUGUGAAAGAGAAGCACGUCCUCCUUGGUCUCAAGUUCAGUGAGCUUUCCUGGGAUCACAGCUAUCCAGAGACAGAGGGAGACUCUCAUAUACUCUGGUUGGAGUUUGAUGGGGAGGAGGCUGGCAUGCCUGUCAACAAGUUAUUAAAGAUUUAUUCAAAAAAGGCUGAACUAAUGAGUGGUCUUAUUGAGUUUUGUGUGGAGUUGCGCUCUGUUGGCGAGUCAGCAGCCGCUGGUACUGACGGUGAGGUCACACCUUCCCCAGAGCCUACGGGUCUGGAAACCAAUGAGAAAACCCGAGAGCGACGGCAGGGGAAAAUGCAUAGGCAAAGCAGCGUGGUCUGUAACCGAGUCCAUUCACUCAACACCAUAAGCUACGUUGAUGAUGGUAAAGAGAUUAAACGUCUGAAGCCCAAAAGAGCUGCUUCUUUCUUCACGCGACCGGCUCAGCCCCCCACUUACUCUGCGGUUCAGGUGACUGAAAGUUUGGAGCAAGGGUGAGUCCCAGCUUCAACACUACCCUCUUCUGCCCGGUGACCAGAACUAAAUCUGUCUAUUUAGAUUGUCAGAGACACUGUCCAAAAUCAUCUGAAUGGACGGAUUGGACCAAGAUCACAGACUGAAGAGCUAAACCAGUAUUUAUAGAUAAUUUGUGCGUUAUGUCACAGGUUUAAGUUAAAGCUCUCUGUUGGCUGUUGAAAGCGAAUGUGAAAUUUGCUUCAAUAAUGCUGUUUUGUUAAACUAAUUUAAAGAUAUUUUGGUGCAAGGGCAAGACUAUGAGACACAAUCCGAAAGCUCUGUUUAGGUUGCUGUUCUGAAUGUAGAUUCUACUAUGCAACCAUCAAAACAAACUACAUCCCAGUGGCUAUAAAUCAAGAGUACAGUAGUCCAGCACUUUAAUCCAUGUCACUAAUACUGCUAAUACUAGACCUGCUGCACCAAAGCAAAGAGUCAUUGCCUCUAGUAUAGGACAUCCACUCCUAUAUGCAAAACCAGGGCUGCUGUCUGUAGCAAAGCAUUGCAAAGACAGCGCAGACUGAGAUUAUGACAUUCUAUGCUACUUGUCUGCUGUAUGUGUGUAUUGUUUUUGCUGUCUGUUUUCUACAGGGCUUGUUUGCAUAUGCAGACUUCUUCUUUGUACGAUUUUUUU
Carassius carassius (crucian carp) is the source of this 2300-nucleotide messenger RNA. It is a transcript of the gene frmd8, whose product is annotated as FERM domain containing 8. Gene Ontology annotation, cellular component: cytoskeleton; plasma membrane. Bases 236 to 1651 code for a protein of 471 amino acids. Gene Ontology annotation, biological process: negative regulation of canonical Wnt signaling pathway. The record is from RefSeq and is a predicted model, not a curated record. Lineage: Eukaryota; Metazoa; Chordata; Actinopteri; Cypriniformes; Cyprinidae. The transcript has 10 exons.